AUGGCAAUGAAGUCCGCACAGUCACCCGAAAACACACAAAAACCCAUGCCCAGCUCAACAAAGCGCCAGAUUGCGUCUCGAUUACGGCGAGCAAUAGCGUAUGCAGAGAAUCUUGCGGCCGUUCUGGAGGCGAGUACCGCGAAGGCUUCGAAGAUGGACACCGUAGAAGCCAGAGCCUACCUCUAUAUGCUGCGGGGCAGCUUGGAUUUCGAGAAAUCAAAGUGGCAGACAUGUCUGAAGAAUUAUUCCCUGCCGCGGGUGGCCUAUACGACACUUGGAAAGGAGACCAAAAACGAUGCGUUCAAGGACCUGCUGUCUGGUAUUGUUGACCCGAGUAUCCGCUAUGCUGCCUACCAGCUCAAGCUGCCGCGCACAAAACCGGUGGACGAGAUCGUCAUCGAGAACUUUCCGAGCAAUGAGCAGACCACCAAGUCUUCACUGACCGAGGUGGACUCUCACGCUUUUCAGACAGCGAAAGAAGCCGUAAAAGCCGAGCCUGGUCAACACGAUAUCCCCACUUCCAUCACAUGGCGGUCCCGGAAGGUCAAGCUCGAGGACGCCGUCAUCGCUCAGUCGCUGGGCGCUGCAAUGUCAGAAGAAGAGACCCUGCAGGAGAAAUUCACAAAGUCCAAGUCCGACAACACUUCUCCGACCGAUCUGGCAGCUUCUUACGACCGUACUAUCGAAGCAAGGCAGGAUGCCGCGGACGCCACCAAAGCUGCCAUUGACGAUCUCGCAGCUGAGGGCGUAGAUCCUGGUGACGCUCGAGUUCAGUCCCUUCAGGUUACGCGAACGGCCGUCAACUACGCCGUCAUUGAGUUCCGUAUCGGUCGCAAUCGUGUGCUGUGCGGCCCGUCCGAUGGACUCUUCUUCGAACCAGAGCAACGCACCAUACCCAACAAGCAAAGCUCGACGGAAGCGCCCAUACAGAAACAGAAAUCCGAGUCCACAGGAAGACAAGUCUCCCGCCUACGCGAACGUACCGCUCUCUACGACGCCAUCCUCCAGUCCAUCGAAUCCGUCAAGGACCUCCCGGGUGUCAUCGCCGACACAGCAUUCGUGACCGAGCUAGACGCAAAGCACUCUUACUUCCGUGCCCUUAAAUGCCUCGCCAUCGGCCGCUCCCACGCACUCAACAACGAAAAAGCGAACGCCCUCGCCCUAUUCUCUCGAGCUCGACAACUCUGCCAGUCCGCCGCCACCGACCUCCCCUCCAACUCACAGCAAUCAUCUUCACCAAAUUCCGCACCCAAACUCGACAUAUCCACCUCCCUCCUCUCGACCGCAACUUCCCACCUCACAACCCUAGUAACGCGCUACCGCGCCCUCACCGAGCUCUCCAACCUCACCUCCACAUCUACCAAUAAAACACCGACCAAACCUCUCGCCUACACCCGACCGCUAUCAGACACGCUGCAUCUCAACAUCUACCACGACAACCCAGACCUCAACAACAUCGUCAAUUACCCGCCGAAGCUGCAGCCCAUACCCGUCAAGCCCCUGUUCUUCGAUCUGGCGUGGACGUAUAUCGAUUAUCCGAAGCACGGGAAGAAGGCUGUGCAGGCUGCAAGUGGCGGUGGUAAAGGUGCCGCAGCGGCGAAUAAAGAGGCGGAGAAGAGGCCCGGGACGCCGGAAGUGCAAGAGCAGAAGAAGAAGGGAUGGUUUGGAUUUGGCGGUCGCUAG
Messenger RNA from Cyphellophora attinorum, 1683 nucleotides. RefSeq names its product Signal recognition particle subunit SRP68. Lineage: Eukaryota; Fungi; Ascomycota; Eurotiomycetes; Chaetothyriales; Cyphellophoraceae. The record is from RefSeq and is a predicted model, not a curated record. Gene Ontology annotation, cellular component: signal recognition particle, endoplasmic reticulum targeting. The transcript has a single exon. Gene Ontology annotation, biological process: SRP-dependent cotranslational protein targeting to membrane. Bases 1 to 1683 code for a protein of 560 amino acids. Gene Ontology annotation, molecular function: signal recognition particle binding; endoplasmic reticulum signal sequence receptor activity; 7S RNA binding.